Penaeus chinensis is the source of this 1365-nucleotide messenger RNA. RefSeq names its product glutamate receptor ionotropic, kainate 2-like. The transcript has 12 exons. NCBI's taxonomy places the organism in Eukaryota, Metazoa, Arthropoda, Malacostraca, Decapoda, Penaeidae. Gene Ontology annotation, cellular component: membrane. Bases 1 to 1365 code for a protein of 454 amino acids. Gene Ontology annotation, molecular function: ligand-gated monoatomic ion channel activity. The record is from RefSeq and is a predicted model, not a curated record.
AUGACAGGCGUCGAGGCGGGUCAAGACUGUUUGAGAGUGCUGGCGCUCCGGUGGCCCCCCUACACCUGGUGGGAGGCGGGGCAGUCAGCUGACGAGCUGGACGGUCUUAUGAGGAAGGUCAUGGACAUCUUGGCGACGCAUAUUGGCUUCUGUUGCGAGCAUGGUGUUGGUUCACCAGGAUUAAGAUUGUCUGGUAAGUUGAGUCUCGAGAAAGAGAGCUGGGGGAAGAUCCACCCCAACGGAAGCGUCACGGGAGCGCUCGGAAUGAUGCAGAACGGGGAGCUGGACAUGACCUUAGUGCCAAUAGGCAUGUCACUCAUACGGAGCAAGGUCAUGGAUUUCAGUGAAUAUAUACACAUGGACCAGCAGACUGUACUUUACAAACGGCCUUCUUUUGAAGCAGAUAUGGCUGGCUUUAUCAAACCGUAUUCUCCUGUGGUGCGUAAGGGACAUUUACUAGAUAAACUGUGGCUCCUUCUGUUCUUGAGUUCGCUGGUGAUGUGCGCCGCCUGGGCAACCGUGCACCUCGGCUACGAAAGGCUUCUGCGGCCACCUGGUGCAAGAUUGCAGAGGGCAUCUGAGAGGCUCUACAAAUCUGUCUUGUGGACUUACUCGUCUGCCAUCUUCCAAGCUGUUCCUUGGGAGCCACAGGAACUGGCACUGCGCACUUUAUCUGGCCUUUGGCUCAUCGCCGUCCUGAUCAUCGGCACCGUCUACCGUUCCAAUCUGAAGGCCAUGUUAAUUCUCCCAAAGGUCAGCCUCCCGUUCACCAACAUCGAGGAGUUCCUUGAGACGGACAUCCCCGUGCACAUCAUAGAGGGAAGCCUUUCCGAUGAAUUCACCAGGGGCGCUGCACCGAACUCCUCCCUGGGUCGCCUGCGCGAACGAGCGAGAGUGGACGGCAUCGUAGUCAAAGCCAUCGCCGAGGUGUUCGAUGGGACGCUCGCUGGCUUGUCUUCCUUCACCGGUCAACUCAAACUUAUAGAUGACUCCUUCUCUAAGGUGGUGAAGGGUGGGAGUACAGGCCAGUGUCGGGUCUAUAUGUCUACGGACGGUGUUCUGAGCGGCACGGCUGUCGCUAUGGGAUUUCGAAAAGGCUUUUAUCUGAAACCAAAGAUUGACCACAUGAUCCGGGGUCUCAGGGAGUUCGGCAUCAUCCAGCAUCUCUUUUACAACGAGAUGAUGAACGUCUCGAAGUGCCGGACGCCCACCCACUCUCCGGGGACCUCCUCCUUGCGCCCUCUCGAGCUCCAGGACUUCUAUGGGGUUUUCUCUCUCUAUGUGGGCGGAAUCGCUCUGGCAGUUAUCGCUUUCCUGUUCGAAAACGUGUGUAAGAAACAACACAGGACCGCAGGCGCCAUCUAG